AUGGCGGAAAUGCUGAGGAGACUGGUCUCGAACGAAUCUUUGCGAACGCUGCAGGAGAAGCUGGACUGCUGGCUGAAGGAGUACAACGCAAACACGUGCGAUCAAAAUCUCAACUUCUGCCUUGAACUCAUCGAGCAAGUUGCCAAAGUGCAGGGACAGCUCUUUGGGAUCCUCACUACCGCGGCCCAGGAAGGAGGACAUAAUGACGGUGUGGAAACGAUCAAGUCGCGCCUUUUGCCCUGGCUGGAGGCCUCCUUUACUGCCGCUUCCAUGGGAAAACCUGUUGACAGCAGGAUCCCCUCUCUGCAGGACACAUUUGACAGGGAGAGAGACAAAGAUUCUGGCCCUCGGGAUCGGGACAUAGAACAGUUGGACUCCGAUUUGAACUCGACCCGUAAUCAACUCAACAAGGUUCAAGAUGAUCUGGCUGAAACUGAAAAGACUCUUGAAGAAACCAAGAACAGAUCGGCCAUAUCCCUUUUGGCUGCAGAGGAGGAAAUAAAUCAGCUAAAAAAGCAGCUGAAAUCUCUCCAAGCGCAGGAGCAGGCCCGCCACCGGGGCUCGGAUGGCAGGGGCUCGGAGCAGCGCGGCUCGUCCAAGCGGAGCUCGGAGCAGCGGAACGCGGACGCCAACUACGAGAAGCAGCUGCGAAACCUCAAGGACGAGAUAGCUGUUCUGUCUGGCGAAAAGUCUACCCUCCGAGGAAGGUCCACGGGGAGCCGGUCUCCGAGCCCCGACAGCCGCAGCCACAGCCGCAGCCACAGCCACAGCCGCAGCCGCAGCCGGUCGGGCAGCCCCUCCACCGGCAUGAAGGUCAGGACGCCGUCCCCGAACCGCUCCAAGCUGUCCAGCGUGGCGCGCAAGGCUGCCCUCCUGUCCCGGUUCAGCGACGCCUAUUCCCAGGCCCGCCUGGAUGCGCAGUGUCUGCUGCGGCGCUGCAUCGACAAGGCGGAGACCGUGCAGCGGAUCAUCUACAUCGCCACCGUGGAGGCAUUCCAUGUAGCUAAAAUGGCAUUCAGACAUUUCAAGAUCCGUGUGAGGAAAUCGUUGACACCAUCUUACGGGGGGUCGAAUGACUUUGAGAAUGCUGUCUUGGAUUAUAUCAUUUGUCAUCUUGAUACGUAUGAUGUCCAAAGCAGUGUCAAUGAUGUGAUCCGAGCCAUGAAUAUCAACCCCAAGAUUUCGUUCCCUCCUGAAGUCGACUUUUGCCUCCUCAGUGACUUCAUCCGGGAGAUAUGUUGCAUUGCUUUUGCAAUGCAGACCUUAGAACCGCCCCUCGAUAUUGCAUUUGGGGCAGAUGGAGAAGUUUUUAAUGAUUACAAGUACCGCCGCAGCUAUGACUCGGAUUUCACCGCUCCCUUGGUCUUAUAUCACGUGUGGCCUGCUCUCAUGGAGAACGACUGUGUCAUUAUGAAGGGAGAAGCUGUCACCAGGAGAGGGGCUUUUGUACGGUGGCCUUGCAUAGUGACAAUUCAUCCCAAGUGUUUGAUUCACAAGUUCGAGAACAUUUAUAAACCCAGAGAUUCUAUAAAAGAAGAGUGGUACGGCACCAAGACAGGUGAUGUUGCCUUAAAAGAAGAAGGUGAAUUCGUGGUUACCUUCCGAGGAGCGGGUGAGUAUGGGAAAGUUGCUUUUCUCCUGCGAUAA
Propithecus coquereli (Coquerel's sifaka) is the source of this 1647-nucleotide messenger RNA. It is a transcript of the gene SPATA18, whose product is annotated as spermatogenesis associated 18. Gene Ontology annotation, cellular component: mitochondrial outer membrane. NCBI's taxonomy places the organism in Eukaryota, Metazoa, Chordata, Mammalia, Primates, Indriidae. The transcript has 11 exons. The record is from RefSeq and is a predicted model, not a curated record. Bases 1 to 1647 code for a protein of 548 amino acids. Gene Ontology annotation, biological process: mitochondrial protein catabolic process; mitophagy by internal vacuole formation.